Messenger RNA from Equus quagga, 1575 nucleotides. RefSeq names its product membrane associated ring-CH-type finger 9 (gene MARCHF9). The record is from RefSeq and is a predicted model, not a curated record. The transcript has 4 exons. Gene Ontology annotation, molecular function: ubiquitin-protein transferase activity; zinc ion binding. Gene Ontology annotation, biological process: protein ubiquitination. The coding region runs from base 12 to 1052 and encodes 346 amino acids. NCBI's taxonomy places the organism in Eukaryota, Metazoa, Chordata, Mammalia, Perissodactyla, Equidae.
GCGCCCGGACGAUGCUCAAGUCCCGGCUCCGCAUGUUCCUGAACGAGCUGAAGCUGCUGGUGCUGACGGGCGGGGGGCGGCCCCGGGCCGAGCCGCAGCCCCGGGGGGGCGGGGGAGGCGGCUGCGGCUGGGCGCCCUUCGCCGGCUGCUCGACCUGGGACGGCGACGGCGACGAAGAGGAGUACUACGGCUCGGAGCCGCGGACCCGGGGCCUGGCCGGAGACAAGGAGCCGCGGGCCGGACCCCCGCCGCCACCCGCGCCGCCGCCGCCGCCCCCGGGCGCGCUGGACGCCCUGUCGCUCAGCAGCAGCCUGGACAGCGGGCUCCGAACCCCCCAGUGCCGAAUCUGCUUCCAGGGCCCGGAGCAGGGGGAGCUCCUGAGCCCCUGCCGCUGCGACGGCUCCGUGCGCUGCACGCACCAGCCCUGCCUCAUCCGCUGGAUCAGCGAGAGGGGCUCCUGGAGCUGUGAGCUCUGUUACUUCAAGUACCAGGUCCUGGCGAUCAGCACCAAGAACCCACUGCAGUGGCAGGCCAUCUCCCUGACGGUCAUCGAGAAGGUGCAGAUUGCUGCCAUAGUGCUAGGCUCUCUCUUCCUCGUCGCCAGCAUCUCCUGGCUCAUCUGGUCCUCACUCAGUCCUUCAGCCAAGUGGCAACGGCAGGAUCUGCUCUUUCAGAUCUGCUACGGCAUGUACGGCUUCAUGGAUGUCGUCUGCAUAGGCCUCAUCGUCCACGAAGGCUCCUCUGUCUACCGUAUCUUCAAGCGCUGGCAGGCAGUGAACCAGCAGUGGAAGGUCCUGAAUUAUGACAAGACCAAGGACAUAGGAGGAGAUGCAGGGGGAGGGUCGGCAGGGAAGCCGGGCCCCAGGACCUCACGGACGGGCCCCCCCUCUGGGGCCACCAGCCGCCCCCCGGCUGCCCAGCGCAUGCGGACGCUCUUGCCCCAGCGCUGUGGUUAUACAAUCCUGCACCUCCUUGGACAGCUGCGGCCGCCAGAUGCCCGUUCCAGUUCCCAGUCUGGCCGUGAGGUUGUCAUGAGGGUCACCACGGUCUGAACUGGACUCCAGGAGUGGGGAUCUUGAGUCAAUGCAUCGGCCAGAGAUGAGCUAUCGUGGCUGCUGGAGGUACCACCUGGACAAGGUUGUUUGGGGCACACUGCCCUCAUCACUGAGGAUCUCUGUGGGCAGCCUCAAGCUGGAGACAUUGUUUGGCCUCUACUGCCCACUGGGUAGAGACACCUGGAUGACAUUCCAGUCCCCACUGACAGCUCCUCACACUCAUCCUGGGGCAGCCAGUGGGCAGGUGGGGAGAGCAGCUCUUCUUCCCUAGAGAACCGUCCUUACCUCAGCUCCUAGGGCCUCCAGCCCCCCAGCUCCACCACGGUGACUUGGUGAAGGGGGACCAAUGCCAGAAGAAAGGGGCUGUAGACCCCACAUUCCCCACCCCCAUGGCCACAGGGCAGCUGGCAAUAAGACUAGUAUACAUUGACCUCCCGUUCCCUGCAUGAGGGCGGGGGACCUUCCCCCUGCUCCACCCCCCAUUGCAUGGGGGGAGGGCAUAAAGAAUCAUUUAUAUGCA